AUAAUAAUGAUAAUGAUGAUUACAAUAAUAACAAUAACAACAAUAACAACAAUAACAAUAAAAUAUAACCAAUAACAAUAACAACAAUAAUAAUAAUGAUGAUAAUACGGCCACUAUGAAAAUUCCUAUUUUGUAUUUUACGAAAAUAGCGUGUUAUGAUCAAGGAGUCUCGAGGGCGUACCAGGCUUAUGACAAUCGUCAUAAUUGUUAAUAUCGAGGUUUUUUUUUAAUUCUGAAAAUUUUUAAAUUGAUACCUACCGUUUGCGGUAUUUGAAUCAAAUAUCUUCCCUUGACUAGUUCGUGUGUUAUGCCGUCGCGAAUUGUGCUCAUUCCAAAUUCUUCCCUCUGCACCCCGGAAAAUCCCGACCCCGCCGAAUGUCACCAACAAACUCUCCUGACCUUGGCCCGGACUCGAACGCCGCACUUCCGCAGGGCCAAAGUAUUUGUCGCUCUGCGCCAAACCAGAUGCGUCUUUCCCAUCUAUGUGCUGUGAGGUAUACAUAUAUGUACAUCCAAAAAUAUACGUGCAUAUAUGUGUAUGGGGCACUUCAGGUCAGUUUGACCAGGAUCUGACCAAAUAAUUUUCAAUUUGGUUAAUACAUUUUUUAUACCCAGAAGCAUCUCAGAGCGCGUACAUUUUUUCUUGUUUUUCCUUGCAUGCAAGCAUCAUGAGUUAUGGAUAUUCGAAAUUCAGUUUAGCCAUAGAUAAAUCUAUGGCUUAGCUCAUUCUUUGAAACGCGGAACUUUAUCCAACCGUCCAAUAUAGUUCCAAUGAUUCCAAGGUCAGUUUUAUGAUUCAACAACAUUAUCUCUCAUUCUGUUUUGUUUGUCUGUAUCUUUAACAUUUCGGAUCGUCAAAGUAUUAACUUUUUCCAAAUUUCGGAUCAUUUCUAACACUUAUUUAGAAAUGCACUCGACGUCACACCAGUAAUGUGUUGUAUGUACAUUCUCUAAAUAUUUAAACAUUGAUUUUACAUUAUUAGAAAUGUUUAAAAUCUUCAGGUAAAAAAACCAAACAACUAUUGUAAUGUUUUCAAGAUAAAUAUACAAACAAUGUUUUGCUAAACACAUUACAACGUGAAAACAUUUUUUGAACAAUCAUAAAAAGGAACAUUGUUCGUAAGUUCCUUGCGUAUUUCGAAUGAAACAUGGGCAGAAUGUGUAUUCCGUCUUUUUAAAGCAUUGCCGUGAACUGAAAAAAAAAUUAGAUUGAACGGAGAAAGGUAAUCGUGAUGGCGUAGAUAUGUAUAUUGGGAAUGGUAAUAUACCCAUACGAAGUAAUGGUCAGAAACUGCAGGGGAUAUUGACGGUCGAACUGAGGCGUUUAGAAUUUUAGAAUUUCAGAUCAGAAUAAAUCUAUCAUAGAAUGAUUUUGAUAUUCCGAAAAGACGCGGUGCUGUUUUGGACUUGAAUUUUUAUACAUCAAAAUUUGUUACAUAGUUGAGUACCGUUCGCGUCGAUUUCGAAAAUUUUUUGAGAUUCGAUCGUCAUGAAAUUGAGCGGAAAAUUUCGACUGUGGUCCAAUUUUAUCCUACUUUCUUCUAUUUACGUUAAUUUAUCAGAACCGAUUGCGCACGUAUCUUGGUCAUGAAAAGGUGAAUACGACAGCUACGGAGUGGGUGCAGCACCCAGCCCAGGAAAAAUAUCUUUUCCACCCCUUUCCUACGAUUCUACUUUUUUUUAACUCUCUUCGCUCUCUCUCUCCCUCUUUGUCUCCCUCAUUGAUCUAACUUUGUGGUUCGCCUCGUCGCACUGCUGCUGCCUCUGGCGCCGGUGCCGCUGCUGCUACCACCACCCCUCGCAUGUUUGCGUCUGCUCGUGCAGCGGAAGGUCUGAAACUCUGAGAACUCGGAAACUCCGAAGUUCGAGAGCUCUGUGUGCACUGAAACUACCACCGGUUCAGACGGUGACCUUCGCGGUGCUGCGGAACGAUACGAUACGGCAUGGAACUAAACGGUGUCCGUCAAGGCCGCGUUCCCCCGUCGAUAUUAACUAAUUAUUUAUGAACGCGUUGUAUAAGACGAGAAUAAACGUUGAAUGUAUGUACUGAUGUGAAAUGAAAUUUUUAUCACGAUUCAAAUUUUUGUUCGGAAAUAAAUAGAAACAUUUAAAAAACAAAAGAAAGAAAACGAAUAAUUAAUAUCACGCCCUCGAGAUGACUCGCCCCACGUGCUACUCAUGUGAAAUUUUAUACGUGUGCAGGUUCAACUUUGCGGCUUGAUUGUAUCGAACAAAGCAAAUAUCGACGAAAGUCAUAAUUUAUUGACAUUUCAACGAUUUGAAUCAUUUUCAAGCUUUCACAUCGCAUACAAUUUAUAUUCGGCCGGUGGUUGGAAUUCUUCAUGUUAAAACAUCGUCGAAGUUAUUUACAGGGUAUAAAAAAUAAAUUCACUAUUUUGGGAUUUGAAUCUCGUGCAAAAUUUCAAAUCUUGUGACCCAGAUUUUGGUACUUGUAAAACUAUUCCGAUUUUAGAAUUGUAAAUUAUUUUUAUCUUCGUAUUUUGUUGCGUUAACGUCACGAAAUUCAACCCUACUCGUGAAUCGUUAUCACAUUCAACAAAAAUAGUCGCUGCCAAUUUCGAAUUAUACAUACCACCGAAUAAACAUGUAUCAUGCGCAAUCAUUCCCCCCUCCCGUCCACUGUUGAUACGUGAUUUAAUAUUUUUAUCUCCACCAAACAUAACGAGACCUCGUGUACAUAUUGUUCUUCUGUUACAUUUGCGUGAUUACUGCCGCAGUGUAACGCCAAAAGUAACCCAAACGAUAUCGCCUGAUUUCCAUUGUUGUUGCUACUGCUGUUGUUGCUUAUGUGACUGUUGGCGCUGUGAAUACUAACAAGGAAGAAGUAAAAGAAAAAAUAAAUAAACAAACAACGUAGAAAAAAAAAAACGAAAAUUUCAUAAUCACAAAACAUAAAGAAUAUGAAAGACAAGUGCGGUAUUCGUGAUUCUGCACAUCGUUCAUCGUACCGUAGUUUCGAUGAUCAAUCGCAAUUUUUAAUUCAACGAGGACAAUCUGCGACCUUCGAUUAUUUGCAACAAUUAAUUAUUUACGUUUAUGAAAUUUAUUUCUGAUCAUAGACGUUUAAUAUUGACGUAUAUGAAAAUUAAAUUGGAUAAAAAAAAGAAGGAAAAAUGAAUCGCUAGGGACUCGAGAAAGUGAAGUGGCUAACCACCCCGACGACCGCAAGCGGAAUAUACUUUAAGGGGAUGGCGUCGAAACGUGACACGGCACUUGUUGCCGGCUCAACAUCGUCGAACUUUGCGGCGGACAAAGGAGGAGGAGGAGGAGGCGUCGGUGGUGGUGUUGAUCGCGGAAACAGUGGCGUGGUGAGCGGCUGUGGGGUAACAUCCGGUUAUCGUCCUGGUCAAGGAAUGCGAGGUCGUAGUGGCGUUGGUCGCGAUGCCAUCAGAAGAAGCCGCGAAUUUGGAUAUUAUCCGAUGGACGAACACCCUGCGCACUCUUACAGGACUCAUUUGUUCCUCUCUCCCCCCGCGGUUGGUACCUCCAUAGAAGACAGUGGUCCCCAAUUGGGCCCCACUACCCGUAGAAAUUCGGGACCGGUCAUAAAGUGGGGGGCUGGCGCAGUGGGGGGAGGCGUUGGGGGAGCGGGAAAUACGGGGGGAAGUGCACUAGGUGGGGUUGGAAGUGGUGGGGGUAACGCAAAACGGAAGCAGAACGGCAACCACCGGCGAGAUCCUUCGGGAACAUCGACGCCAUCAGCCUCCAGGCAGGUGUCUUUUAGCUCUGGAAGUCCUCCGAGUGCCGUGGGAACUUAUACACCUCUUGUGGUUUCUGGGAAUACUCAGAUAUCGUCGGGAGAACCGAGGACCUUAGCUACAUUGGACAGGGACUGUUUCAUCAUUCCUUUAGCAUCGUUGGAUCAUUUUCUUCCAGCAGGAGUACCGCUAGCGCCGAUCGUAGACAGAAAGAAGACGAGCAGUCCGUUAUCAGUUUUGGAAGUUGAAGACCCGAAACAAUGCGUGUUAGCGCAUCUCAUGAGUCCCCUCGAACCCCUUGACCCUCUUAUGGAAUCACCAUUAGCCUGCCCACUCGUUCUUCAAAGGGAUACAGCGGCAGAAUUAGUAGCAGAACUCGCGCCAACUGCUGCUCAAAGCAUUCUACUUGUCAACAUGGAAAGAAACGCGGAGUUUCCCUUCAUCUCCUACUAUUUCAUAAACAAGCAAACGAGAGACCCAGCCGAGUUUUAUCAGGAGGCACAGUGCCGUGCACUUCAAAAAUUCGAUCCACGCGAAUUGAAAUACGCCGCAAGCCACACUUUGGACAUAUUCAACGAAGUUGCAACGAUCGCUCGACCACCUCUAGAGCCUCCCGGAGGUCGACCUCCUCUUGCAACAACCGGAUACAUCGUAUCAAUUUUCAAGGUCUUCGAAGGUGACGAUGGUUUGAAGUUCGAACGUAAUUGGCUCUACUGGACGGGGGCAAGAAUGAUUUACCGAUAUCUACCAAAAUCUGUUGGCUUACGGCGUAUAACUCUUCACAAAUCGAUGUCGCACGGCGACAAAAUGUAUAUUUUGAUAUGCGAGUGUUCCCAACUUCAGGACAACUUGUCCGCGGCAGCUAUUUUAUUACCAGCAUUACGUGCCAGACUUUGUGGCUACACCGGACUUUACAGGCCUUCCGUGUGCUUCUGAUUUCCUUUAUUUUCAUUUAAUUCGAUUAUGUAAUUUUCUCUGAGAAAAUCUCGUUCGAAACAAUUACUUACACCGUGUCGCAGAGAACAUGAUAUGAUUAUUUUCGGUUGCACAUUAUAUCAUGUGAUGACUAAUAACUCUCGAGCAAUUUGUAAUGACUAGUUGCCGUUACUUAAAAAAUCUUAGAACAUAAGAAAAAGUAACUAUAAAUAGUUUUUAAAAAAAUUCUUAAAAAAAAUCAAAUAUAACGCAAUUAUAAUAUUCUCAAAUUAAAAAUUCGAAAUUAUAAUUUAUCAAAUUCGAUGUUAUCGAAAAAAGCAAUAUGAAAAAAAAAACAAAGACGUUCUCUGGAUUGAGAAUUAUGUUUUGCAGCAAUCGAUAUACAUAUAGGAGUGUAGGUAUGUGCUGCUUCAAUGAGUCUUUUUCAAAUAACAACAAUAACAAUCAGAAUAAUUAUAUUAUUUAAUUGGAAAACAAAAUUAACGAAUAGAUGAUCUGAAUUUAUCUACACAAUCGACUUGAAAAUUGCUUAGGAAAAUAACAUCGACAUUUUUUUAGAAGCUACGCGCAUGCCAUUAUACAUAUAAAUAAAAAUUUAAAUUAUCCGAGAAAGUAAACCAAAAUAUAUAUUUAUAGGAGAAACAAACUACAAAUUUCUGAUUACAUGAACGAUAUAAUUAUAGGUAAUUAAUUUCGUAGUACAAUGAAAAAUAAAGUGUUCAAGUCACAACAGCUUAAAUUAUGAUGAGGAUGUAUUUAAGAACUAUACGAUAGAAUUGUCAAAUUAUAGCAUAGUAAAAAAACAAAAACAAAAAAUGAAACAAAGGAAAGGAGAAACCAAAAAUAAUUAUUAAACCACAACGCUUGAUAGGAUGAAUCCGAAUGGUUAACAACUAAGGAAUAUCAAAAGUAUUUCAACUGCAGGGUGUCAUCGAAUCUAUAUCUAUUAUGAAGAUAAGAGCAUACCUAAUAUCAUAGAUAUACGAUACAUCUGUGCUAAUAUAUAACAUACAUACUUAUAUUAUACGAAAAAAUGAUAUACAGUUUAUUAAUACGCUAAUAUUAUGAAAACUUAAUAUUAUAUGGACAGUGAUUACAUAUCUUACGAUUCAGAGGGCUGUGAUAUUUACAGAAUGUAUCAUAUGAUUAUAUGCGAUAUAUAGGUAUGUGGGCAAUUUCACAUCCACCCGAUCAAUUGAAAACAGUUAUCUUUUUCGAUUUUUUCAGUGAUUUUUGUUACGAUUGUUUUCGGUCCGAAACACUUCUAUGAGUUAUGAAUGUCUGAAUCAAAAGAGUGCCAUGAUUGCUUUCAAAAAUUCAUAACUCAAAAACGGCUGAACGCAAAAAUUUGAAAAAAAUCGAAGAAGUGUUUCGAACCAAGAACUGCCGUACAAAAAAUCGCUGAAAAAAUCGAAGAGGGUCACUGUUUUUGGCUCAUCGAACUGACGUGGAAUUCCCCGUACAUAAUACUUAUACUUAUACAGUUUUAACGAGUCACGAUGUGAAACAUUAUUAAUACGGAUUCAUGAUGAAAAUAAAUGGAUAACUAGACCA
Messenger RNA from Athalia rosae (coleseed sawfly), 6209 nucleotides. RefSeq lists its product as uncharacterized. Lineage: Eukaryota; Metazoa; Arthropoda; Insecta; Hymenoptera; Athaliidae. The record is from RefSeq and is a predicted model, not a curated record. The transcript has 6 exons. The coding region runs from base 3210 to 4655 and encodes 481 amino acids.